Messenger RNA from Thecamonas trahens ATCC 50062, 1479 nucleotides. RefSeq lists its product as uncharacterized. The coding region runs from base 1 to 1479 and encodes 492 amino acids. The record is from RefSeq and is a predicted model, not a curated record. NCBI's taxonomy places the organism in Eukaryota, Apusomonadida, Apusomonadidae. The transcript is spliced from 2 exons.
AUGGCGAUGAUGGUCGGGACCAGCAGCAAGGGCAGAUCAUCAGCCAAGGACCGUCAGGGCAAGUCGUCGGCCAAGGACCGUAAGGACAAGUCGUCGGCCAAGAGCCGCAAGGGCAAGUCGUCGGCCAAGAGCCGCAAGGGCAAGUCGUCGGCCAAGAGCCGCAAGGGCAAGUCGUCGGCCAAGAGCCGUAAGGGCAAGUCGUCGGCCGAGGACCGAAAGGGCAAGUCGUCGGCCAAGGACCGUAGGGGCAAGUCGUCGGCCAAGGACCGAAAGGGCAAGUCGUCGGCCAAGAGCCGCAAGGGCAAGUCGCCGGCCAAGGGCGGUGGGUCGUCGUCGCCAACCUCGCCCUCCUCCACCUCCUCCACCUCUACAACCUCCAGGGACAAGGAUAAGACCAAAGCCAAGAGAGGACGCAAGGCCAAGUCGCGUGGGAAGCGCGCAUCGUACUUGAGGCCGUCAAUGUCGCGCUCACGAAUGGGUUCGACGGUGCGGGCGUGGGCUGUGCCGUCCAAGUCCAAGCUACGCCUACUGGCGGAUGAGGGCAAGAUCGGGGCCAGCGAGCUGAAGAAGCUGGCCAAGCGGCUGCGCGGGAAGCGCACCAUCUCGCUGGGCAAGUUUAUGGCGGCAGCGUUGGCAAGCGGUAUUGUGUCGCGGCGACGGCGGCUUGGCCUGUGGGCCAUGCUCGCCACUUCGGCCAACAAGCUCAACGUGCACGAGCUGGAUUUGUACGUGGCGUUGAUGACCGGGACGUCAGCGGCGACGAUGCUUGCGGGUUGGGCGCGUGUCUUCGACCGCGGCUCGCGCGGACUCGAUGCCGCCGCAGUGCGGAACAUGUUUGUGGCGGCGGCGGUGACCAAGACUCGUUGCGACUUUGCCUUGCCCGGCAUCCACAAGGCGACCAAGUCGACGCCGCUGCGGUUUGCUUAUUCGAACGAUGAUGCACAGCCUUUCUUGGCGGCGGCAGACGCGUUCUUUGCACGCGCGGUCCGCAAGACUGCAUCGAGCAAGUAUAUCACCGCCGACGAGUUUGCUCGGAUGCGCAAGGCCAAGGAGCUUGGGCCGAUUGUGGCGUACUUUACCUCGGUUGCGCGGGCGCUGCCGAGUUCGCGCGGUGCAACGUCAUCCGAUUCGGGUUCGGGUAGCUCGGGCAGCUCGGAUAGCUCGUCGGCGUACUCGUCGGCACCGUCGUACUCGUCGGGGCGGGGCCUGCAAACCUCGGUGUUUGUUGACGAGGUGAAGCGGCCACGUGGGGCGCGGUACCGGCGCGACCACAACGAUACCGGGCGGGCGGACACGCGGUCGCACAUUCGAUCACGGGCGCGCGAGUACCUCUCUGGCGCGUCGAUGGGCGGCUCGGGCUCGUCGAGCAAGCGGGCGUCGAGCUCGCGCAAGGCAUCGGCGCGUGUCCGGCGUGACGAGCUCGACGACGCUGACGUUUUUCACCUCGGCCAUUGGGCGGAUCUGUACUCGGAGCUGUGA